AUGUCUUCUGAUAGCUCUUUUACUGGAUUUAUAUCUAGAAACAAGACGGCGAUUAUCGCCACUACUGCUGCUGGUGCAUCUGCAAUCGGUGCUUACUACUACUACAAACAAUUGCAAAAGCAAGGCACUUCAAGUCAGAGUGAAUCUUCGAGCGCCACAACUACUGAAUCUAAGCCCAGUAAGAAAAAGAAGAAGAAGGCUAACAAGAAGAAGUAUCCUGUUGACAAAAAUGGGGAACCUGAUCUUUCUGGGCUAGAUUCGUUUACUCCAGAACAAAAGCAAAAGUACUCGAUGGCACUCAAAGAUAAGGGUAAUGAAUGUUUCAAAGAGAAGCAGUACGAACAAGCUAUCAAGUAUUACGACUAUGCUUUAAUGUUAAAUAAGGAUCCGGUCUUCUAUUCUAACAGAUCUGCAUGUUAUGUUCCUCUAAACCAAUUAGAAAAAGUCAUUGAAGAUACUACGGAGGCCUUGAAGUUGAAGCCUGACUAUACUAAAUGUUUGUUGAGACGUGCUAAUGCUAAUGAAACCUUAGGUAAUUACGCCGAUGCUAUGUUAGACUUGUCUGCUGUUUCUCUUUACGGCGGAUAUAGUGCGCAAGCUAUAGAGCCUGUUCUUGAAAGAAAUAUGAACAAGCAGGCUAUGGAAGUUGUAAAGAAGAAGCUUGCUGAUGGUGAGAAACACCAACUUCCAUCUAAUACUUCUUUGGCUUCUUUCUUUGCUAUUUUCCCAUCCGAGACCUCUUUCGAAAACUACGAUGAGUCCUCCACAGCUGACCAAAUGCUACUAAAAGCUUUAACUAAGUUGAAUGAAAGGAAGACUGGAUCAUACGAAGUUGCUGACGAAACCUUCGAAAAGGCUGCAGAACUUCUACGUGAAGCUCACGCAAAGAACCCUGAUGAUGCUGCUUUGAAGCAAAAGUUAGCCAUUGCUCUAGAGCACGUUGGUAUCUUUAAGUUUUUGAAGAAUGAACCAUUGGAAGCUCACCAGAUUUUGGAACAAGCUGUUGAUUUAUACCCAAGACCAAACUCCUACAUUUACAUGGCAUUGAUCAUGGCUGAUAGGGGUCAAACCAAAGAUUACACUACUUGUUUCGAAAAGGCGUUGGAAUUGGAUCCAAACAGCUCUGCCGUUUAUUACCAUCGUGGUCAAAUGUAUUUUGUCACUCAACAGUUUGAAAAGGCUGGGAAGGACUUCGAAAAAGCUAAGGAAUGCAACCCGGACAACAUUUUCCCUUACAUCCAGUUAGCUUGCUUGGCCUACCGCGAGAACAAGUUUGAAGACUGUGAGACUUUAUUCAGUGAGGCAAGACGUAAGUUCCCUACUGCUCCAGAAGUUCCAAACUUUUACGCUGAAAUUUUCUCUGACAAGGGUGACCUAGAAAGCGCCUUGAAGGAAUACGAGUUUGCUAGAAAGCUAGAAGACGCUCAAGACUGUAUUCAUGUUGGUGUUGCGCCAUUGGUUGGAAAGGCCACUGUUGCUGCCAGACAACCAUCAAUCGAAAACUUUAUCGAAGCUACCGCUUUAUUUGAAGAAGCAUGUAAAAGGGACCCAAGAUCUGAGCAAGCUAAGAUUGGAUUAGCACAACUCAAAUUACAACAAGAAGAAGUAGACGAAGCUAUUAAAUUAUUUGAAGAAGCAGCUGAUUUGGCCAGAGCCUUCGAUGAAAAGAUGCAAGCAACUACGUUUGCGGAAGCGGCUAAGAUCCAAAAGAGAAUCAGAGCCGACCCAUUGAUGAGUGCCAAAAUUCAGGAAACUUUGGAUGCUUAUCGUGCACAUGGGGUUGUUGUCUGA
Molecule: messenger RNA, 1791 nt
Organism: Eremothecium sinecaudum
Lineage: Eukaryota; Fungi; Ascomycota; Saccharomycetes; Saccharomycetales; Saccharomycetaceae
Gene: TOM70
Product: protein channel TOM70
Exons: 1
Coding region: 1-1791 (596 amino acids)
Cellular component (GO): mitochondrial outer membrane
Molecular function (GO): protein binding
Source: RefSeq, a predicted model, not a curated record